AUGAUGGCGUUCAAUUCGAAAUUGUUGAUUCUCGCCAGUUUCGUGGCGAUGACAGCGUCGCAAAAUUCGACGAGACCGCCGAGAACGUGCCGAACCGAAUCGAGAAGUGCAUGCUUUCUUGGAAAAUGUCCAGCGGGCUUCGAGUGUGUCGCAGAUCGUUGUUGCAACGAAAGAGACGUUGUGCAGCCAGGCGGCGAUUGCAAAGAUUUCGUCGACAAUUGCGAAACAAUUGAUUGCCAUAGCAUUUCCUUGCAGGAGUUCGCUAGAGCCAAUUGCGCGCGAACCUGCAACAUGUGCUACGCCACAGGACCUGUGAGCCCCAAAUAUGCUUGCACUGAUCUUCUUCCCGACUGCCAGAAUCGGACCAAACUGUGUCAGGACAUUGAUUUUGUCGACAUGAUGGCGCUGUUCUGCCCAAGGACUUGCACAUUGUGCCUCGCGAGUCCGCCAACAAAGCUGCCGACAUGUAGCGAUUUGCUCACCGACUGCGCGAAUCGCGGGGACUACUGUACGUCGAACGGUGUAUCCGACUACCAGAAGCGCGUGGGAUGCGGAAAUUAUUGCGGAUUGUGCGGCGCGAAGGCAACCGCCGCCGUCGCGCCGAUUUAUCGUUUCGGAAAAUGA
Messenger RNA from Caenorhabditis bovis, 624 nucleotides. NCBI's taxonomy places the organism in Eukaryota, Metazoa, Nematoda, Chromadorea, Rhabditida, Rhabditidae. The record is from the annotation of a GenBank genome assembly.